AUGACGUCCUAUGCACCAAUCCAGAAGAACUGGCGCCACGGCAUUCCGUCGGAGCACCCACUCGCCAACGCCAAGCCGCUCCGCACCGUUCAUAUUCGCAACAGCACCAUCUCCGGCUACACCGACCACACGGGCUUUCACGAUCUCUCCCACCUCGAGAGGCGAAUCCAUGUGCAAAAGGGUGAUCUGUCGGUCGACGUGAACCUGCUGGAGGUCGCAGGGGCGAUCACGAUUCUCGCUGGCCUCGUCUGCGUCUUUAUUCCUUCCUGCCUGGCUGUCCUGACAAAGGCCAUGGCUUCCCGUGGUGGGCAGGCUGCCAUUGAGAUGGUGACACGCAGCGGCCGACGUGACCUCCUUGGCACGCGCGAGCCGGGCGUAUGGAAGCGCGCCGCGCUAAGCGAAGAGUACGGCUGCUUCGACGAUGGAGGCAAUGUCUGCGAGAGCGGAGCGCUCGAUGCCAUUCUCCAGGUGGCCACUGUUGCUGAUGGCGAGACGGCUUCCUCGACUAGCAUCCCCUCGGGCGUCUACUCCAAGGUGACCAAUCCGGACGACAAUGGCUCUCUGGUCGGAUGGACAUACUACUGUGCCGACAACAAUGCGUGCUAUUUUGGCGAGGCCGGCGGCGAGCCCGUCGAUCCCGGCGCAGGCUCUCCUGACCAAGAAGAGUACAAUGUCUGA
Acaromyces ingoldii is the source of this 678-nucleotide messenger RNA. RefSeq lists its product as hypothetical. The coding region runs from base 1 to 678 and encodes 225 amino acids. The transcript has a single exon. Lineage: Eukaryota; Fungi; Basidiomycota; Exobasidiomycetes; Exobasidiales; Cryptobasidiaceae. The record is from RefSeq and is a predicted model, not a curated record.